GGCGCUGGGGCAGGUGGUUCGGGGUCUAGUAGCAUUUUGCAACUAAUUGCACCAUUGAUAGGCAGUAGCAGCGUAAGUACCUCAUUAUUUUGUAAAAGUAUUAUACACUACAUUAUAUGUAUUUAUUUUUGUAAUAACUUAGAAAAUAUAAUUUAUUAGUUAGUUAAUACAUAAACCAUCGCACCAGAAAUAGCACAGUAUAAUAUUUUUUAUAUUUUUAUGAAUAUUUUUUAAAAAAGUAGACAGCAUUAAUAGUCUUAAUAUUAGUAUUUAUGUAAUUUAAACACAAAAGAUACAUUUUUAUUUACCGUUGUUUACAGUUAUGGUAUUAGUACUUAGUGAUUACCUUGUUGAAUAAGAUAGUAGUCAAUAAUAAUAUUAUCUAUAAAUGUGUAUGUAUUGUAUACCUACAUCAACUUGCGUUUUUUCAGUAAUGUAUGUAAUUGUAUAAGUACAUGAUGUAUAUUAUAUGUAGUGAUGAUAGCAAAAACAUAAAUUGUAAUAUUCAAACAUUUGAAAAGUUAAAUUUUAACAACAGCACUACGAGAAUUACUGACCUUACACCAUAACACCAUCGUAAAUGAAUCAUAAUAUUAUAUAUAUUUAUAUGUGUUUGUAUAUUUACAGCAAUCCAGCACAACUACCAUCGUAUAAUAUAUUUAUACCACUAGUAGUAAUAAACAUCACUGUAGAAGUAAUUAUUAUAUAUUAACAAAAUAUAAAAUAUGUGAAAUAUUUCCUGUUAUACGUAUAUGUAUAGGAGGAGAAACAUUUGCGAGCCGACCGAGAAGAAUACAACAACAAUACUGAUCUGAUGAACGUUAUAGGAGACUAUUAUGACGAAAUCAGCAGUAAUGUCAUUGAAUAUGACAUUAGAAAUCCAAAUCGUAGUCUGUCACAAAAACUGGUAGUAUUGGCCAGAAGUAAGAGAGCGGCAUCGAAAAAAAGAAGCGAUGAUUAUAACAUCAAUGAUUACGAAAAUGAAGUGGACGGACCAUCAGUUGAUGACAGUAACUCCAACGAUGGAGUAGAAGUAACGGCAACAACAGAGGCCCAAGAUUAUGGCAGUAGUGAUAACAAUGAAAUAAAUGAAAACACUACUAAUAGUGACGUUAGUGGUGCGGCUGAAGGGGGAAAUGGAAGUUUGGAUUCCGGAUCUAUAAUUGAUUUGGCUAUCCCACUUCUGGGGUCAUUGAGUGGAGGUGAUAGUGAAGGAGAAGGUGGAAGUUCAGAUUCUGGGUCAAUACUAGAAUUAGCCGGACCGCUCAUAGGUUCAUU
This is a messenger RNA of Sipha flava (yellow sugarcane aphid), 1278 nucleotides long. RefSeq lists its product as uncharacterized. NCBI's taxonomy places the organism in Eukaryota, Metazoa, Arthropoda, Insecta, Hemiptera, Aphididae. The record is from RefSeq and is a predicted model, not a curated record.